AUGCACAACGCCAACAGCCAGACAGACGAUGCUACUGUGCCGAAUGGCCAGAGCCACGGCACAAACGGCGUGUCUUACGCACCCCCGCCGCCGCACGGGCAGCAGCCGCCGCAAUCCCCGGCACCGAGGAGGCCUGCCCGGUCAAAGAACGGAUGUAUGACCUGCAGCGCCAACACCACUGGCAAUGCCAACAAGGGACAGAGCCCUACAGCCAUCAUCCAUCCCAUCUUCCAGGCGGCGCCGGUGAACAGCAACACCUCGCCUGGCGACGUGGUCUCCACGCCCGGAGAUCAGCAGUGGCUCCAGAACCCCGGGGCCGUCGAUCAGCUGUUCGACUAUGCCAGCUUCAUGUGGGACGUCUCUGGCGGCGACGGCUUCACCACGUUUAGCCCUGAGAGAGCGCAGACGAACUUUGGCUCGACCGGCAGCGACCCUUGGAUAGACCCGUGGCAAAGCAUUGUCAACCCAUCACAACCAACAAACACAAAUGCAUCAACUUCAAGUGGCGGACCAAAGAACAAAGACCUUGGCUUGGUAAGGCACAGUUCAAACUUGGACAACGCCUCACCAACGCGGCCUGGGAUGCACCACGGCCCCUCGCAAGUGGCAGAGGACCGCCAUCUCAUCGACUACUUCAUCCGGACCGUUGUUCCACCGAUCCUGGCUGAGGUCGAGACCCAGAAGCGCUGGGCGACCAUGCGCCAGAUCCUCAUCUCCAUGUCCAACAACUCGGCCAUGGUCCGCUGUUCUAUCCUCGCCUUCUCGAGCCUGCUCUACUUCCGCCAGACGUCACCUCGACAGGGACACCCGCAGCACCACUACGAGACUGCAAUGAGAGACUUGAUGGCCUCAGACCCGAGCUUCCAUGAGGGAUACAGCUCUGCCCGAGAGCACCUGCUCGCUACCCUCUUCUUCCUGAUCUACGUCGACAUUCUCGAAGAUCGCAUGCAGAUGGCGCACGACAAUCUGAAGCGAGCCUACGACAUCUUUCGAAAUGGGAAGAAGCGCAGCUUCCGUCCCAUCGAGCUACGGUUGCUGUCAUGGAUCCGCUUGCUGGAUGCCCGAGCCGUCUCAGCUGGCGGUGAAGGUCUCUUCCUGUCAGACAACAAUGAGGCGCUCAUUGUACAACCGUCACCGGUUCGUGUUGAAGAGGACGAUCACGAAGGAGGGGCAACGGGCCUCAGUUGCGGCGCCGAGACGGAUGAGGGCGCUCCCGAAUCAGACAUCGAAGACGUCUUGUUCCAAGUGCUUUACCAUCCCGGCAUCGUCUUCUUCCAGAAAGUCCAGAGCUUUAUGGGCCGCAUCUCCAAGAUUGACCCCUGGCACCGUUCCCGCGGGACGGUGGAGGACGAGACCGAGGUCAUGAACAUUGCGUUGAAUAUCAUGAAGGACCUGCGGAAGCUAUAUGACGAUCGCCCCGCGCUGAUGGACCACGCCGUCGCCGGCGGUCUGACUCCGCCGCAUGUGUCGGCGAACCUCGCAUUUGCCAUCACGCGCGCGUUCCGGACGUAUCUGUCCAACUACCAUGCCAGCAAGAUCCACCUCCACCGCGUGGCGUACAAGAACCUGCCCCUGACGCGCGAGACGGCCGACGCGCUGAGCCAGAUCCGGCACCUCACGCGGCUCAUGGUCGAGGGGCUCAGCAGCGAGGACGCCCUGCCCGUGAGCCAGCUGUGGCCGCUGCUGAUGCUGGGAUCGGAAGAGGACGACCUAUCGGAGCGGCAGUGGAUCAAGGACCAGAUCCUGCGCAUGGAAAAGGUGGCGACCAACGCGCGCAUCACGGCGCAGGUGCUGGAGGAGGUGCAGGCGAGGCAGGAUGUGAGCAAGGCGAGGGUGGAUAUCCGGUCGGUGAUGCACGCGACCUUCGAUUCGUGCUUUGCGAUCAUGUAG
Thyridium curvatum is the source of this 1890-nucleotide messenger RNA. RefSeq lists its product as uncharacterized. Gene Ontology annotation, molecular function: DNA-binding transcription factor activity; transcription cis-regulatory region binding. The transcript has 3 exons. NCBI's taxonomy places the organism in Eukaryota, Fungi, Ascomycota, Sordariomycetes, Thyridiales, Thyridiaceae. Gene Ontology annotation, cellular component: nucleus. Bases 1 to 1890 code for a protein of 629 amino acids. The record is from RefSeq and is a predicted model, not a curated record. Gene Ontology annotation, biological process: positive regulation of transcription by RNA polymerase II.